GACUGGGGCGAGGCUGAGACUGGAGUUUACGGCUGGGGCUAUAGGGACGAAGACCUGGGCUGAGCCAUGUGGGUCAGGACGACACUAACGAGGAAAAGAUGGACUGAGGAAAAGACUGAGUGCGGGGACGACUGGCAUGAGAGCGAGCGCCUCGAUAUAAGCAGGUUACCCAGCUGGGAGAGAGGACAACUGCUGGCUGGUGUGGCAUCCAGCACUGAUGUGUCUACCUACUCCUCUGAAGGUGAAUGCAAGGAGACUGACAGCUGCUGCUGGAAACACAAGCAGUGCACUGGGCACAUCAUCUACCCCUUCACCCCUGACUAUGGCUACCACAGCAUGCACCUACACUCUGCUGGCCACUGUGACUGUGAUUCUAGGCUGAAGAACUGCUCAGAGAAGACAAAUAGCAGCAGCUCCCGAGACAUGGGCCCAACCUGCUCCCGAGAUGUGGGCCCAACCUGCUUCAACAUCAUACAGUCCCCUUGCCUUGAGCUCAUCCCAGAGGAAGCGUGCAUGGAGAGGAUCUGGUAUGGCUGGUGCAAAAGAUACAGGCCUAUCUCCGUGGCAGUGAUCCACCAUCCCCUCCACCACAAGUGUGGGGCAGAUGACCCAAAUGAAGAGGAGGAGGAGGAGGAGGAGGAGGAAGAAAGCAAGCCUCCCAUCCCCACCCAGGUGGGGCCCACCACCACACCACACACUGAGCCAACCAAUAGCAUGGUCACCAGUGUCCCUGACUCAGCAGCUCCCAUCACCAUUUGGCGCUCUGAGAGCCCCAUGGGUAAGAACCAGGUCAGCAAGGUGAUCAAGAAGGUAAAGAAGACAAAGGAAAAAGAGAAAGACAAGGAGGAGGAGAUGGAUGAGAAGGCAAAGCUGAAGAAAAAAGUCAAGAAAGGCAAGUUGACUAAGAAGAAAAGUCCAGUUAAAUUGGUGUCUUCACCACCAAACUUGAGCCGAUCGGCAAGUCCAAGAGAGAUGGCCAGGAUGUCAGAGUCCAGCCCAGAAAGCCGGGAAGAGCUGGAGAGUGAGGACAGUUACAAUGACCAGGGGCAGGAGGAACCCUCCAGUGAGGAUAUUAUGGAAUCUUCACUGUCCAGGAAGAGAGAGAACAAUGUCCAGGCCAAGAAGACUGGGGCGAAGACCUCACAAGCCAAAAAGGUGAACAAAAGAAAAUCUCCCCCAGUAUCAAACCCCAAUCUCAGCUGAGGCCAGGGCAUUCAGGGUGAAAAAUAAAUGCGAUCAAGCCUGUAGCUGA
Molecule: messenger RNA, 1252 nt
Organism: Galeopterus variegatus (Sunda flying lemur)
Lineage: Eukaryota; Metazoa; Chordata; Mammalia; Dermoptera; Cynocephalidae
Gene: PROCA1
Product: protein interacting with cyclin A1
Exons: 5
Coding region: 67-1203 (378 amino acids)
Biological process (GO): phospholipid metabolic process; arachidonate secretion
Molecular function (GO): A2-type glycerophospholipase activity
Source: RefSeq, a predicted model, not a curated record